This is a messenger RNA of Dinoponera quadriceps, 318 nucleotides long. RefSeq lists its product as uncharacterized. The record is from RefSeq and is a predicted model, not a curated record. Lineage: Eukaryota; Metazoa; Arthropoda; Insecta; Hymenoptera; Formicidae. Bases 1 to 318 code for a protein of 105 amino acids. The transcript has 2 exons.
AUGGCUGGCUUAAGACAUAUGUGCACUUCAUUGACAUCGCGCAUGCGUGAAAGACGCUGCCUGUGUGACAACAUUGUCACCGAAAGUCCUCGAAAAAAAACCAACGUCGAGGGUGAGGAAAACGAGACGAGUGCUCCUGUUUUGCUCAAGGAUCAUUUCGUAGAAAACAACUUAUCGAGGCUAUACGAAGGAAGAAAGAAAACGACUAAGACGCAAGUCCAAACAUUCGUUCGUGAAGAUUGCAACGAGGAACUAACUGAGAAUUUGCUUAUCGACGCUACGCCGAGUCGUUCUGCCGUUAGACGACUAGAAAAGUAA